Molecule: messenger RNA, 1669 nt
Organism: Mugil cephalus (flathead mullet)
Lineage: Eukaryota; Metazoa; Chordata; Actinopteri; Mugiliformes; Mugilidae
Gene: hpcal1
Product: hippocalcin-like 1
Exons: 4
Coding region: 422-1003 (193 amino acids)
Molecular function (GO): calcium ion binding
Source: RefSeq, a predicted model, not a curated record
CUAUAUGAUAAAGCCGCUACACCGGGAACUGGAGGCAGGACCGACCGAAUAGGAAGAUAGCUUAGGAAGACAAACAUUAUCGUAAAAAAAAAAAACAAAAACAAAACGUCACUACUUUUUUUGGUUGUUGUUUUUUUUUUUUCUCCGGAAGUGUCACUCGAACAUCUUGAAUUUGUCUCGUGUCGACUCGUCCGGAGGAGGAGGUGGUCAGAGGUUAGACUGAAGUUGGGCAGCUGGUCUGGUGACGCCGUAAAGUGGGAAAGUGAAAUAAGUGGGCUUUUUUCCAACCCGAACUCCCUUUAAAAAAGGAGCAGAGGAAGCUGACGUGGAGAGUGAAAGCAAAGGGAGAGUGGAGAAGUGAGAAGUGAGAAAGGCAGAAACUCCAGCCCAGCUCCCUGCCUGCCUGUGAAAGCGCUGCAUCAUGGGGAAACAGAACAGCAAGCUGCGGCCCGAGGUCCUGAACGACCUGAGGGAGAACACGGAGUUCACCGACCACGAGCUGCAGGAGUGGUACCGCGGCUUCCUGAAGGACUGUCCCACGGGCCACCUGACCGUGGAGGAGUUCAAGAAGAUCUACGCCAACUUCUUCCCCUACGGAGACGCCUCCAAGUUCGCCGAGCACGUCUUCCGCACGUUCGACACCAACGGCGACGCCACCAUCGACUUCAGGGAGUUCAUCAUCGCCCUGAGCGUGACGUCCCGAGGCGGGCUGGAGCAGAAGCUGCGCUGGGCCUUCAGCAUGUACGACCUGGACGGGAACGGGUACAUCAGCCGGGCCGAGAUGCUGGAGAUAGUUCAGGCCAUUUACAAGAUGGUGUCGUCUGUGAUGAAGAUGCCUGAGGACGAAUCAACACCGGAGAAGAGGACAGACAAGAUCUUCAGACAAAUGGACAUCGACAAUGAUGGUAGAUUGUCUUUGGAGGAGUUCAUUAAAGGUGCCAAGAGCGACCCGUCUAUUGUCAGGCUGCUGCAGUCGGAUCAGGGAGCCUCUCGUCAGUUCUGAGGACACAGACAAUGACAGACACACACACACACACACACACACACACACACAUCCGUCCAACUUCGUGCUUUUCAUCCGAUACAGGCUCAGUCGUCACCAGACACACACACACACACACACACAACUCCUCUCACCAGAAACCCUUUCAUUUUACACUCCACGUCUUAAUGUUUACAUUAAUAUCUACUUCUCUUAUCAAUGUGGCUUCUUCUCGGUGGACAAACAAAGUGCUUCUUCAGUUGAGCUUUUCUGUGUUGGUGCUUUUCCAAAGCUUUCUUGCCUUUGAAAUGGUUUUUACUCGUUUCCUAAAAGUCAAGUGCCAUAUCAUAUUUAUACAGACUGGAUUAAGUAUUAUGAUUCCCAUUAUGUUACACUAAGAGGAAACUAAUUAAAUCACCUCGUAUAAUUGAAUUGAAAUUUGCUGAUGAAACGUGGCGUGUCGUCGUUCAGGAUGUCGGCAGCGGCUUCACAGGUACAAGCUGCUGUUUUGAACAAGCUCUGUGUGCCUUCGGUAUUGCAUGCGCUCAGUGAUACGUGUUUUUUCCCGACGAUGUAAGUUUAUGUGAAUAAGGAGGCCGUGAUUGUUUUUAUUCCUUUUUAUUUUUGUAACAAAAAUGUUCAUUUUGUCUUCACACAAUUGAAAUAAAGUCGUGUAAGAAAAAUCUA